AUGGCGCGAAUCAGUGUGCCUGUGUUGCUGCUUGCUCUUCUUGCCUCAGCCCUCGUUCCGUCAGAGGCAGCAUCAGCUAUACACCCUCAGAGCAGGAACAUUCCAAACGUGCAGGGGGGCUUCGUCGAUCAGAACGAGAGGGUGGAGUGGCGGUCGUGGCGGAUGCACGUCACGGACGACCGGACAGAAGUGCUGAGGUUGCGGGGGCUGCUCAGUCAGGCAGAGAAGGACCUUGAAAACCUGAACGAGGAGCUUAUGGAUGCAAGGCAAGCGCAGGACAGGGCGAACCUGGCGCUCCAAGACAAGGACAAGAAGAUCGAGCAACUCAGAGACAUGCUCCAGACCGAGAGGAAUGCCCUGGUGGCGCUGCCUUUCGCUGUGCUCACCUUUGAGCUGACGCUCAGCUGCUUGCAGGCCUUGGCGAAGCUGAAGGAUAUGAAUGAAGACGAGGACAAGGACAGGUGGAUCGAUGAGCUGCAAAGAGAGGUGGCAAGCCUCAGAAACAAGCUGGUCGAAUCGCAAGAGUCCGCCAAGAUCCAAGAGGAGUCAAUUGCGAAGAGGAAGCUCGACCUCGAGUCUCAGUUUUCAGAUCGUGUGCACGAGGAGGCUGAGAAGAUGGCCAAGGAGCUGGUGGAAGACCUGAAAGCAUCUUUCGAGACCAACCAUGUGAUCUCCCUCGCUUCUGAGAGGGAAGCCAAAGAGAGACAGCGACUGCGGGCGGAGACGUCGGAGAACAAAGUGAUGGCGCUGGAGAAUCAGAUUGGAGACUUGAGGCAGGUCAUUGAGGACAUGAACAACACGAUUGUUGCACAGGAGAGAAAGCUGGAGGCUGCUGCGAAGAGGUUGGAAGAGGACGAGGAGUCCGACUGGUUGCGAGAUGGGGCUUUUGGAGGAGAGUCUCCUCGUCGCUCCAAGAAGGAUCUCGAGCGGGUCAUCGAGAACCUGAAACAAAGUCUGGUCAAGGAGCAGGCGGACUCUAUACGCACCACGUCGAAACUGAGGGAGGAGAUCGGGAAGCUGCGAGGUCGCUUGUCGGAGAUGAAGAUCGCAGGAGUCAAUAGCGAGGAUUCUUCCUUCGCUCAUCAGGUGGAAGACGUUGUGUCGAUGUCACGAAAUGCUGAGAUACCGGGGAGGUUCGAGUGGGGCAUGCGAGGGGAAGAGCGAGGCAAGAGGCAGCUGGAGAGCAAGGAAGCGCUCUGUGUCGACCUGGCGCUGAACCCGUCGAAGGCCUCCGACCGACUUGCGCUGAUGAAACAAGAGGAGGAAAGCUACGUCGAGGCGAUGCUGGGGGAUAUGAGACGCCUGCGGGAUGAAAUCAGCUGCCUGGUUGGAGAGAGCACAUGCAUGCGCCUCGGACUGCGACAGCUGAGCUCCAACCGCUGCUGUGACUACGGGGGUUGUAAGCCCAGCGGUUUCGGCUACCAGCCCGGCUUCGCUCCGAGCUAUCCCACCACCUACCCCCACAGCUACCCUCUUGCUGAGGGCUACGUUGACCUCAGGUCCACCACCAUCCCCCUCCGCCAGGAGGCUGCCAGUGCCGACGCCCAGCAGUCUUCUCAGGACAAGGAGCCGCAAAGAAGACCUGACAAGGAUGUCGAACUGAAGCAGGCGCCCAGCAAGGAGAAGCGAGGGACAAGCUUUCUGUCUUGUUUCGGGCUGUAG
Molecule: messenger RNA, 1662 nt
Organism: Guillardia theta CCMP2712
Lineage: Eukaryota; Cryptophyceae; Pyrenomonadales; Geminigeraceae
Exons: 12
Coding region: 1-1662 (553 amino acids)
Source: RefSeq, a predicted model, not a curated record